AUGACGGAAGAGAUGAAACCAUCGGAGUCUCCUCGGGCAUUGUUGUCGUUUUGGUCGUUACCAAACGACGUCGCUCUCAAUAUCUUAGCCCGAAUCUCGAGAAUCCAUCAUCCAUCUCUGUCUCUCGUCUCCAAGCGUUUCAAAUCAAUCCUCUCUUCGCGUGAGCUAGACGUAACACGAACCCUAAUGGACAAAACAGAGAAGCAAAUCUACCUCUAUUUAAAAUUUCGUCGGCAUACUAAACCUUGCUGGUUCGCACUCACCCCAGGUCCCGACCAGAAACUGAAACAACUCCCUUCGUUUCCUUACGAACAUCAUCCAGAUUCCCCGACCGUGGUGUCAAGUGGUUCAGAGAUUUACCUCAUCGGCGGAUUAGUAAAUCAUAGAAGAAGCAGAAGAGUGUUUGUCCUCGAUUGUCGUUGUCAAAAAUGGCGUAAACUCCCUGAAAUGCGAGUGCCUCGAGGAAGUUACGCAGCCGCCGGUUUCAUUGACGGGAAACUUUACGUGUUGGGAGGUCGUGAGAGCUCGGGAGAGGUUUAUGAUCCGAAGAGUGGAACUUGGGAGCCAUAUAUGAUGAAUAUCCAAAAGGAUGUCAUGCUUGGAAACUUUGGAUACUUUGUAACCAACACUUGCUUCAUAGCUGAAGAGAAGAUAUUGUGUAGAGUAGUUAAUCACCUAGGGAGUAGUUUUUUGACUUGGUGUGAUCUUGGGGACAAGAUGGGGUGGAGACAAAUUAAGGGACUUGAAGGACUGUUUCCGGUGCCACCGGAUUUUGUAUCUGUGGCAAGUCCGGAAGGAGGAAGAAGACUGACAGUUUGGUGGGUUUCUUACCAAAAGGAAGAUGAUCUUGUUCUUGUUAGUGAGAUUGAGAUUUGGUGUGCUGAGAUUUCGUUUCAGUUACGAAGCAGAGAAGAGGUUUAUGGGGUCGUGGAAUGGUCCAAGGUUUUACAUGCUAUGAACCGCAGUGAAACUGGUGGAGUCAUUUCACUUUUGUCUUCUGCUAUUGUGAAUCUGUGA
Molecule: messenger RNA, 1017 nt
Organism: Brassica oleracea var. oleracea
Lineage: Eukaryota; Viridiplantae; Streptophyta; Magnoliopsida; Brassicales; Brassicaceae
Product: F-box/kelch-repeat protein At5g03020-like
Exons: 1
Coding region: 1-1017 (338 amino acids)
Molecular function (GO): protein binding
Source: RefSeq, a predicted model, not a curated record